GUGCCUACAGCAAGAAUAUGACUCCAUUCUGCCUACUGCUAGUGUCAUCAUCUGUUUCCAUGACGAAGCCUGGUCUACUCUGCUGAGAACUGUGCACAGCAUUAUGGACACAGCCCCAAAGGCCUCCCUCAAGGAUAUCAUCCUCGUCGAUGAUCUCAGCCAGCAAGGGCCCCUGAAGUCAGCUCUGAGUGAAUACAUCUCUAAGCUGGAUGGUGUGAAACUCAUCCGGAGCAACAAGAGGCUUGGAGUCAUCCGAGGUCGGAUGCUAGGAGCUGCACGGGCAACUGGGGAUGUGCUCAUCUUCAUGGAUUCACACUGCGAGUGUCAGAAGGGCUGGCUGGAACCCCUCCUAGCCAGACUGUCCAGCAACCGAAACAGUGUUGUCUCCCCUGUCAUAGAUGUCAUAGACUGGAAGACUUUCCAGUACUACCACUCUGUGGGCCUGCAUCGAGGUGUUUUUGAUUGGAAACUAGAUUUUCACUGGGAACCAGUGCCAGAGCCUGAAGAGAAGGUACGACAGUCUCCCAUCAGCCCUAUCAGGAGUCCUGUGGUAGCUGGUGCAGUGGUGGCCAUGGAUCGACAUUACUUCCAAAACACUGGAGCUUAUGAUUCUGACAUGACCAUGUGGGGAGCAGAAAAUAUGGAGCUCUCUAUAAGGACCUGGCUCUGUGGUGGCUCUGUAGAAAUUAUUCCAUGCUCCCGAGUUGGGCAUGUCUAUCGGAAUCACUCUCCCCGUGCUUUCUCCUAUGAAGAGGCCAUUGUGAGGAACAAAAUCCGAAUAGCAGAGACCUGGCUGGGCUCUUUUAAAGAGAACUUCUACAAGCAUGACACCGUGGCUUUCUUAAUCAGCAAGGCAGAGAAGCCAGACUGCAGUGAGCGCCUUCAGCUACAGAAGAGACUGGGCUGUAGAAAUUUCCAAUGGUUUAUAUCAAAUGUGUACCCUGAACUCUCCCAACCUGAAGACACACCAAGAUUCUCUGGCAAGCUUUACAAUACUGGUGUUGGCUUCUGUGCAGAUUACAGACCUGGAAAAGCCAUUGCAGAAGGCUCUAUCAAACUCUCCCCUUGCAGUGACAGCCUCACCCAGCACUUUGAAUAUAACAGCAUGAAGGAAAUCCGGCUUGGUUCUGCUCCGCUGUUUUGCUUUGAUGUCAGACACGGGAAGGUUAUCCCUCAAAACUGUACAAAGGAGACAGACAACAAACAGCGCUGGGAUGUCCAGGAGAAUGGAAUGAUUGUCCAUGUCCUUUCUGGCAAAUGCAUAGAGGCAGCAAAGAAUGAAGAUGAGAAGGACUUGUUUUUGUGUGUAUGUAACAAGAAUGCAAACCAGAUGUGGCAAUUUGAACGUUCCCAUGUGCUGCAUCAGAGAUAACUGACAGGUCGCUGUGGAGGUCAAGUCUCUAAAAUUUGACAUUACUUCUGCUUGGGAUUUAAGAUACAUUCCCUGCAUGGACAAGAAAGAUGUUUGUGUUUGCUGCAGCAUGCAGGGAAGUUAGGAAGGUCUUUCCUCCGAAAGCCUGGCUCAAAUAGUUGUCACCAGUUCCUGGUUUAAUCAGCUGUAGCUAAAAUUUCUAUUUAUUGUGUGAAGCAGGGAAU
Phaethon lepturus (White-tailed tropicbird) is the source of this 1596-nucleotide messenger RNA. It is a transcript of the gene GALNT15, whose product is annotated as polypeptide N-acetylgalactosaminyltransferase 15. Gene Ontology annotation, cellular component: Golgi apparatus. The annotation marks the transcript as partial. NCBI's taxonomy places the organism in Eukaryota, Metazoa, Chordata, Aves, Phaethontiformes, Phaethontidae. The transcript has 9 exons. The record is from RefSeq and is a predicted model, not a curated record.